Molecule: messenger RNA, 4438 nt
Organism: Sardina pilchardus (European sardine)
Lineage: Eukaryota; Metazoa; Chordata; Actinopteri; Clupeiformes; Clupeidae
Gene: arhgef7a
Product: Rho guanine nucleotide exchange factor (GEF) 7a
Exons: 19
Coding region: 222-2558 (778 amino acids)
Biological process (GO): intracellular signal transduction; lamellipodium assembly
Cellular component (GO): lamellipodium; cytoplasm
Molecular function (GO): guanyl-nucleotide exchange factor activity; protein binding
Source: RefSeq, a predicted model, not a curated record
AAAAUCGGAGGAGAAUAGACCCUGGCUGGCUCAUUACUAGGAAAGAGGCGUCAUCUGCCUCCAUAGAAAGCAAGGGAGUGUUUAUUUGCCUUUGCGCCCUGUACAUAGCUUACCUAACGAGGAGAUGGUUUUAUUUUGACGAACGGCUGAUUUUCAUUAGGGGUAGGAUUUUUUUUUAUUAGCGACGCACCGCUGGUUGAGGCUUCGUCGUCAAUGUGGCCAUGAAUCCGGCUGAACAGACGGUGACAUGGCUCAUCACCCUCGGCGUGCUGGAAUCGCCGAAAAAGACCAUUUCGGACCCCGAAGGUUUUUUGCAGACAUCGUUAAAAGAUGGGGUGGUGUUAUGCAGACUGCUGGAGCGACUGCGUCCAGGCACUACAGAGAAAAUUUACCAGGAACCUAAGAACGACAACGAGUGCUUGAACAACAUCAAGGAGUUUCUCAAAGGCUGCACCGCGUUUCGGGUCGAGCCCUUCGAGCCCAGUGAUUUGCUGCAGGGCCAGAACCUCACCAAGGUCCUCAGCACUCUGGUGGCUCUUAACAAAGUCACUGCAGACAUCAGUGUGGGUGGUGACUCUGUGGGCUCUCGCCUCUCCUCCACGCCGCGGAUCAAGUCCUUUGAGUCUCUGUCCUCACAAUCCUCCCUGGCACGAUCCUCUAAGUCUCUCCACAACCAGUUCCGGAGCCUGGACAUGACUGAGAACAGCAAUGCCCAGCUGGUGGUGAAGGCUCGCUUCAACUUCCAGCAGACCAAUGAGGACGAGCUGUCCUUCUCCAAGGGUGACAUCAUCCAUGUCCUCCGCACCGAGGACGGAGGCUGGUGGGAGGGCAGCUUCAGCGGCAAGACCGGCUGGUUCCCUAGCAACUACGUCCGUGAGAUGAAAGAGAAGCCUGUGUCCCCCAAAUCUGGUACACUGAAGAGCCCCCCAAAAGGGUUUGACACCACUGCCAUCAGCAAGACCUACUACAACCUGGUGCUUCAGAACAUUCUAGAGACCGAGACGGAAUAUUCCAAAGACCUGCAGAACCUUCUGUCCAAUUACCUGCGCUCGCUCCAAAACACAGACAAGCUCAGUAGCUCAGACAUCAGCGUCAUCCUGGGCAAUCUGGAGGAGAUCAGCACGUUCCAGCAGACUCUCGUCCAGUCCCUGGAGGACAUCACCAGACACCCAGAGACGCAGCAGAGGGUGGGAGGCUUCUUCCUCAAGCUCAUCCCCCAGAUGAAGUCUCUGUACGUGUGCUACUGCUCCAACCACCCCUCCACCGUCAACGUCCUGAUGGAGCACAGUGAGGAGCUGGGGGAGUUUAUGGAGAGUAAAGGGGCCAGCAGUCCCGGCAUCCUCACCCUGACCACAGGCCUGAGUAAGCCCUUCAUGAGGCUCGACAAGUACCCCACCCUGCUCAAGGAGCUCGAGAGGCACAUGGAGGAGGGUCAUCCUGAUAGGCCAGACAUUCAGAAGUGCAUGACUACAUUCAAAAGCCUCUCGGCACAGUGUCAGGAGGUGCGCAAGCGCAAGGAGCUGGAGCUGCAGAUCCUGACGGAGAGCAUCCGUCUGUGGGAGGGCGAGGACAUCCACACGCUGGGCUCCGUCAUGUACAUCAGCCAGGCCAUGGUGCAGAACCACAGCUCCGAGGAGAGACAUGAGCGCUACCUCCUGCUCUUCCCUCACGUGCUGCUCAUCCUCUCUGCCAGCCCCAGGAUGAGUGGAUUCAUCUUUCAGGGGAAGCUGCCAUUGACAGGCAUGAUGGUGACCAAACUAGAAGAGUCUGAAAGCCACAAAAAUGCCUUUGAGCUGUCUGGGAGCAUGUUUGAGCGGAUCAGGGUGAUGUGCUUCACACAGCAGGACCAGCAGGACUGGCUGGAUCACCUGACGCGCCAGACCAAACACACCUCCAUGACGGCGCCCAGCCUCAAGCCCCUCACCGUGCCCUGCCACACGCUCCCCUCCCACCCCCUGACCCCGUCCCGUCAGUCGGAGAGCCGGGGGCUGACGGUGGGCCCUGCCUACCACACGCUGCCGCACCCCUCGUCCCACGGCGCCCCGCACAGCACCAUGAUGUGGGGCCCGCUGGAGCCGCCCAAGACCCAGAAGCCCUGGAGCCUCAGCUGCCUCCGCCCAGCACCCCCCCUCCGGCCCUCCGCCGCACUCUGCUACAAGGAGCAGGACCUCAGCAAAAGCCCCAAGAGCAUGAAGAAGCUGCUGCCCAAGCGCAAGCCUGAGCGGAAGCCGUCUGAUGAGGAGUUUGCCCUGCGCAAGAGUACGGCAGCUCUGGAGGAGGAUGCUCAGAUCCUGAAGGUGAUCGAGGCCUACUGCACGAGUGCCAAGACCAGGCAGACUCUCAACUCAACAUGGCAAGGGACAGACCUGAUGCACAACCACGUGCUGGACCAGUCCAGUGUGGACCCUCUGGGCCGCCGUAGCAGCGUAUCUCGGCCGGAGGGCAGCUCGGACCUGUCGGAGGACUCGGACUAUGACAGUAUAUGGACGGCCCACAGUUACAGGAUGGGGCCCAUGACUCGUAAGAGCUGCAGCUCCUAUAUCUCCCACCAGAACUAAAACAAACAAACAAACAAACAGACAGACAAACAAACAAACGAAAACCAAAUGAUGACCUCGGCACUCCUCCUGCCCCCCCAUGCACUCCCUUCCCAGUGCAGUCUCACUGUUCAUAGACCAGUCCUUUGAGUUUGCUUCUUAUAUCGUUUCAUUUUAUUUAUGUUGUGCAUUUUAUUUAUUUGCUCUAUUAAUCCUUGUGUAUUUAUUCAUCAUUGUAUUAUUAUUAUUAUUAUUAUUGUUUAUUUAUUUAUUUAUUUUUGUAUGCGAUUUAACCAGGCUACAUGUUUGUCUCUGUGUUUUAUUUUUUUGAUCCUGUGUCUCUCUGUAUGUGUACAUAUUUAUUUAUUUAUUUGUUUAUUUAUUUAUUGUUUAUUAUGUGUAUGCACUUAUCGGUUAUGCCCUGUCAAUUGACCACUCGACCGCUCCCUUUGAUCUAUCAUUCAUUCAUGCCGCUUUUAUUUUGCACGGGAAUGCCAACCCCCAACCCCCCGCCCCACCACCCCUGCCCAUUUAUAAUUCAUCCUUGUAAAAAAAAAAAAAAAAACAGCCCAUGGGCUUCUACCACCAGAGCUGCUCUAUUGUUACCUAUUAACUGAAGUAAACCUGACCGAAGCCAAGGCCUUGUAGGAGAAGCUCUCUCCAUAGUGAGGUUUGGACUUCCUUUUUCUCCAACUACAGACCCUCUCCUUUGACAUGUGUGUGUCACUGUGUAGAUCACAAUUUUGGUUCUGUCUUGAGGUUGAAGUUACCAGGUUAACUUCAUUUUAGGAUCAAAGAUUACUGAAUAAUUUCAACAACAAGGGUACUGACAAAUGAAAUCGGAAUCAAGACAGGUGGUAUUGUUAAGGAACUUCCUCUUCUUAUGACUACUAUGGAAACAUGGUGUUAACAGAAAAUGAAGUUUGGUGUUCAGUACCAGUUCAGCACAAAUCAAGGUCAAAAUAAUGAAAUUACAUUUGUUCAAGGUCAUUAUACAAUGCUGCAGGUAGUGUUGGGACAGUUGCACAAACUCUUGUCAUGUAUUAACGAUCCCCCCCCUGAAUUCUUAAUUUUAUAUGUGUACUGUAUUUUAAAAAUUAUUUUUGUACACUUACGGUAUGCUUGUUUGUAAGUUUCCUUUACUCGUGUGUUUUAAGAGUUUAUGACUGUAUGUCAAACGUUUACGCCGAAAUGGUAUGAAAGUUUACAAAACAAAUGUGUUGAUGUUGGUGGUGUUGUUCUUGAUGGGUUGUUGUGAAUUUGUUGUAAAUCAGGUACAGUAUGAGAGCUAUAAAUAUGAAGAGAUGGCAGAUGUCUGAGCCUUUGGGGUGAAAUCUCCCUCUUUCUCUCUCUCUUCCUUUCUCUCUCACGGUCUCUCUCUGUCUUUCUCUCCUUUCUUCUCUUGCCUUUUCUCUCUCUCCCUUUCUCCAUAUUUCUCUCCUCUCUCUUUCUCCAUUUUUCUUUCCUCUCCCCCCCCCCCCCCCCCCUCCCCUCCCCUCUGUUUCCAAGCUCCAGACAUUCAAUGUUUACGAAGCGGGUGAGCCCUCCUAUUCUUUGUCCCUUAUUAUUGUAAAAAGUGCUGUUUAUUUCUUUCUUCAAGGCAACAACAUAGAAAUAACUGUCUUGCCAAACAUCCUGCAAGUAUUAGAUCAAAGAAUAAGAGAAUAUAAAGUCUACAGUAUGUGUUGUGUUCUAUUCUAUUCUCUGUGACUCAAUACUGUCGUCGAGAAAAAGAAAGAAAAAAAAGAGAAUCGGGACUUUCUUUUCCAAUGUUGUACCGUAUCUAUUACAAUGCUGUGUACGAAGUAAAACCUUGCAAGUGAUGUUUUAUGGAAAACAUAAAAUGAAACAGUACUAAAAUGGUUGUUCAAAAAAACAAAAAAAGGGGUCAAAAAUCAAAA